CAUCUGCGGUGUGGCAAAGGAGACGGUGAUUAUUAGUGACACUCAACAUGUCCGUCACAUGUAGCGCUAAUGAAACGUGCUAUACAAAACACCCUAGUGCACUCCGGCCACAUUAUACACACCGCCUUACAGAGCCCUGUAACAACAAAACGUCUUGGUGCAAAACGAGACCCAAAGAUGAGAUCAUGGCUUGUCUUGUGUUUUUUGAAGUGAUUCCCAUGGGAACCUGGGAGCAAAAGCCCAGAAGUGGGGUUUUAUACCUCUGAUGAUGUGUAUUCCAGCCAGGCCAUUGAGUGCGCACACCAAUUGUCUGUGAGCUUCUUCACACUCCACUCGACAUUUCUUCUGCAGGGACUUAAGGAGCUCCUCCAUCGUCAUGGUGCUGGGGAGGCACGGCACAGACAAACCCACUCAACAAACACUCCAGCACAAAUGACACAGAAUGGGUCAACUUUAAAUAAACAAAACUUCACAUUGUAUAAUUGACAAAAAGGUUGCUGUGGUCUAUUACCACUACUAAUGCGGUGAUACUCUAUUUAGUCUAGCUAGAUUGCUAAUUAACCGCUGCAGCUGCCUUCAGAUGAGGACCUUUCUUCCCGCCUACGAGCGCCUUGAAAAUAUAAUACGUCAGCUACCUUUUCUGCAGUGGCAGGAACUCCCCCCUCACAGCCUGUGGAUGGCAGCAGGCCUGACGCAGCCUCAGCAGCGGGCCCAGGAUGGUGUGGACGGUGCGGCGGUCGAGGCUGCCAAGUUUCAGGCUCCAGUCGGAUAUCUUCCUGAGUUUGGCCAGAGCGUCCUGGGAGCAGACCUCGUGCUGACGGUGGUAGAAGUGUCCCUCGACGGGGGAGAAGUGCAGCCAGUGCACCUCCUCUGUCUGAGGCGGAAUUUGGAUCUGGAAAAGCAACCGAGAGCAGAUCAUUGAACAUACUUGAAAUACGUUUUCUGGAAUGUAACAUUACGUCUUGUCCUUAUUUAAACCUUUCUGAUUGACUAUUAGAUUCUUUAAAUGAGUAAAAAUGAUGUCUCAAACAGGGUCACAGGAAUGCAGAACUUUUGUUGUCCUACCUGAUCAAUGACGUCUUUUUUAGCUGAUCGCCACAACAAUUGAGCAAUUACAUUGUACAGCGGCUCUGUGUUUCCACGGCGAUAAGGGCGAUAAAGCAGCUGGUCCCACCAGUGUUUUACCCAGUACGGGUCAACUCCCAGGAAAAGUACAAGGCCGUACAGAUCUUCAAAGAAAACAUCUGCCUCUCUGGACCGGAGUGCCACUGACACACCAGCGGUUGACCGAUGCGAGGCGCAGAGCCAUCUCUGCAGCCUGACGGUACUGAUUUCUGGAUUCUCACCUUGGCAGUGGGACAUUCAACCAUCUGAGCCUCGUCCAGACAGAUGCGCCACCACUCCACAGCAACCAGAGGACUGGCACUCGCAGCGAGGAGGACCUGAUGUGCCGGUUGAUCUCCUCCACCCACUGGUGGCAGAUGGAGCUCGGGGAGAUGAUGAGGGUGGCACCGGUGGAGACGGGCUUCAUGGCAACCAGGCAGUGGGGGCAGUAGAAAGGUGUAGUCUCGAGGCUUUCUUCUUUGUAGUUUACACAGUCUGCAUGCUGCCACAGCUGGCAGUUCAUACACUGGACACGAGCCUUGUAGUCAACAAUGCCCAGUUCACCACAGAUGCACUCAAAGCGGUAGUCUGGGGUGUUGAAAGGGAAAACGGACGCUCUGGUGGGGGUUUCCAUCUCUUCUGAUUCAAGCUGAAGAGCUUCUCCCCUUUCUUCAGACUUUCAUCCCAUUCCUUCUUCGUUGCCGUCUCCUCUGGUUCUAGACAGUCCGACGCAGGAGAGUACUGAUCUCUCAGAUCAUCUGUAAGAAGAGAGUUUUGCAGCGCUGCUUCUGCCUUCUCUUUUGCUCGUCUCUGAAACACUUUCCUCGGCGUGCUCUCUGUGUUUCUGGAGUUCUACGAGGAAAAAAAGAAAUUGGACAAAAGUUCAAUAAUACAAUAAAUUCUUUCCCAGUUUAAAUGACCCCGCCAAGCCGCGGCCUUUGACCCGGUCAACCAGGCCUUCGUCUAUCAGCUUCACCAGCAUCUUCUUGAUGUGGUUGCGGUUUUUUAGGAGGUCAUAACCGUAAGUGGCACGGAUGUAGGUGAAGACGGCGUUGACGGAGGCUCCUUUGCCAGAUCUCAUCUCCUUGAUUGCAGUGAGGAGCAUGACCCGCACAGCUGCACAGAAAGAACCAGAUUUGUGUAAAAUAUCUAAAUGGUAGUGGUAUUAAAAGCUGUGAUGUCAGAGAGGACGGUGAGUGACCUACUUGGGUAAGAUACUUUCAUUUUAGGCUGAACUUCAGAUUUGCAGCGGAUGACCUUUUUCUCUAGAGGAGGAGGAGGUAUGAAAUAAUUUACAGAUUUUCCCUGCAAGACCAAAGAGAAACAAUUAAUCAUUUUCACAAAGUAGCUGAUGUCUUUACAGAGCAUAUUAAAAUAAAUAGAACAGUAGACAAAAUCCCCUACAUUACAUGACUGUUAAUCAUCCCUUGCACCAAUAAGGUGAAGGUAAAAGAGGGAAAGAAAAAGGUGAACUUUUUAAACAAAGUCGGUAUUUGUAACUGUAGCUGCCUGCUGAUCCUCACCACAGGCAGGGUGAGGGCCUCCUGCUCCAGGUCCUGUCGGGUGUGAAACAGGAUGAGAGCCAGAACUUCCACUGUCUUUCCCAGCCCCAUUUCAUCUGCCAAGAUCCCACCAGGCCACUCCACACCUGCCAGGGGAAAUUCUCGUAUUAAGCUGAAAAAAGAAAAGAAAGUAUUACUAAAAAUACUUUCAUGUAUUACUAAAAACCUCAUCCUUUGAACUACAACAAAAGGAGGUAACUGUGCAUUCACAAAAUUACAUUAAUAUAGAAAAUUAAAGGAUCAGUCCAGCCCAAUUCAAAAAGACAUAUUUUCCCAGUUACCUCUAGUGGUAUCUAUCCAUGCGUAUAUGUUUUUGUUUAAUGUGCUGGGGUUUUGAGAUACCAGCUUAAGACACCUCUGCUGCUGACUCAACACAAUAGAGGUGAAUGGAAGUUCACUUGUGUUGCUCAAAGAAUUGGAGAAAUACAUUAUAAAAUGUAUAAGAUUUGUUCUCUGAACAUAAAACUGAAACUAUUUGCCUGGGCAGAUAUUACUGGUGGGACCAUAUGUUUUUUUUGUGAUUUAAGUGAACUGACCUGUUAACAUUCAAGUUCUUACCAGCCGGUAAAGGGGUUGUAGAACAACUUCUUGCCGCACAAAGUGAUCACCUCCCGCCAGAGGAAAUGCAGAAUUUGUUCUGCAAAGAAAUGGGAAAUAUUGACAAUCUCAAUUACAUAACUGUCACAGUCCUAACGUAGGCCUUUUUCCACUACAGGAACUUAACUUUGCUGUUGUUGGUUACAAGGCUGUUUAAGUGUGUGCAUAAGUGAAAAAGCACUAGUAUAGUCUCCUUCAGCAUCAUCCUAAAUUUCAAAGUUUUACAUCUCAUUAGAACGCAGCAGUGUACAGUUGUGCCAGACAAGAAGUGAUCACCUUUAGGUGUAGUGUUCCUGUAUCUCUCUCUCUUCAGCAUCCAGUUGACCGCCUGGCUCUGAUAGGGUCUGAGAACAGGAAUAAGAGCUUUGUGCUGAACGUCAUAUGUCGCCUCCUGGCUCUCUCUCUGGUGCAGAUGUCUGACGUAAUCAUAGAGCUCCUCCACAUUUUGCCUCUCCAGGUCAGUGUCACAUUCCUCCUCGUCAUUCUCUACAAUUUCUACAAUGAAUAUAAAGCAGAGAAAUCAAUUUUUUUUUCUUUUUUUUUUCCUGAGAACUUGGAUCACAGGAUGCAUUACACAUUAAGACUAGACCCUUACCGGGUAUAAUGAAAUCGUAGAAAUACUCCAUUAACUUUUGCAUUAAUUGAUUUGCUUUCUUCAUCCGAGCGUUUCCCUCGCUGAGGUACUCUGGCUUCCCGAGCCCAGUUUCCAGCAAGUAAAUCCCCACCUGCCAGAUGCAGACAAACAACAGCUGAUGGAAGAAAUAAUGUGAAACACAGAACUAUGACUUUUUGCCAUCCCAACAUAAUGAGCAGAUGGAGGUUGAAAUGUGAUGUUUGCGCAGAACAAGACUAUUUAUUGACUACCAGCAUUAAAGUUAGUGUAUGGCUCUCUUUGGCCUGGUGGCAGAGCUGCACCACCUUCCUCUUCUGCAUCCAGUCGAGGUCCUCCAGCGGGAUCCCACUGAGGCUGCACUCCGCUGUGCAGGCGUCCUCGUCGGCCCUCCACUGCAGUCCCGAGCUCUCAUCAUAGCCGCUGUAGCUGAGGCAAAGCUGCUCACCCAUCCUGUGGAGCACCAAAGCUCUCAGUUCACAGUCAGAUGGGAUCCAAGCCGGAUGGACGCUGAACUCCCCGAUAAGCGCCUUCCAGCUGUGGCCCAGCUUCAAAGCCGGCACCACGCUGAGGGCCAGGGAGGCCGAGGCAGAGCUGCUGUCUGACGACGUACCGGGAAGUUCCUCUGGGAAACCGACUGAGCUGCUGCAGGCAGCCUCCGGGACAUCCUCGGCGGCUGGGAGAAAGGAGUUGCUGGGAGGAGGGUCGACGGGAAGAAUGGAGCAGGUUAACAUCUCUCCUCACAUGGCUACCUUUUCCCCACGUGAACUUACACAAGAAAUGCCAUUAAUCGAUGCUACAUUGUCUGAAACAUCCCCCUGACGCGUAAGAAUUUGGGCUUCAAAUCAGGGGCACUGCAGUGCGUGUGACCCGGUUUCAAGAUGCAGUGAGGAAGAGGAGAAGAAGGGGGCAUGAUCAGUACAGACAGAGAGAGAAAGAGAGGGGGCAGGGAGAGAGAGAGAGAGAGAGACAGAGAGAGACUCAGUGCCACAGUAAAUUCUCGGCAGAAGAGUCCAGGCUGGCUUCCUUGCUUCAGAGAAGACACAGACCCGCUAUGUCCCGAAUUGGCUGGUGCAUGUAGGUGGAUUGAUGGACCUACAUUAUGGCAAAGUGGAAGUGAUUCUACCUUCUUCUCCUGUGGCACAAUGUUGAAUAUGAUUUACCUGACUGCUGUGAGCAUCUUGUACUUGCCUGUUUUACUGUUUGAGGCAUUUGUGUUGUCUAAUGGAAAGUAUGAGAGGUCCGUGGUGCCGAGCUCUGCCUCUCGCCUGGUGGCGAGGAUGGACGGGGAUAUUAUAAUCGGUGCCCUCUUCUCUGUUCACCACCAACCCUCCGCUGAGAAGGUGGCAGAGAGGAAAUGUGGAGAAGUCCGUGAGCAGUACGGCAUCCAAAGAGUGGAGGCCAUGUUCCACGCCUUGGAUCGGAUUAACUCGGACCCAAACCUGUUACCCAACAUCACCCUGGGCUGUGAGAUCAGGGACUCCUGCUGGCAUUCCUCAGUGGCUCUGGAGCAGAGCAUCGAGUUCAUACGAGACUCUCUCAUCUCCAUCCGGGACGACAGGGAUGGGUCCAGGUGGUGCAUCGAGGGGGUGCCCUCCAGUCAGCCACCGACCACCAAGAAGCCCAUAGCGGGGGUCAUCGGGCCCGGCUCCAGCUCAGUCGCAAUUCAAGUUCAAAACCUUCUGCAGCUGUUCAACAUCCCGCAGAUCGCCUAUUCUGCAACCAGUAUCGACCUCAGUGACAAGACAUUAUUUAAGUACUUCCUGAGAGUCGUGCCCUCAGACACUCUUCAGGCCAGGGCCCUCCUGGACAUCGUCAAACGAUACAACUGGACUUAUGUGUCUGCAGUGCACACAGAGGGUAACUACGGGGAGAGUGGGAUGGAGGUGUUCAAAGAGCUCGCCUCACAGGACGGCAUCUGCAUCGCCCACUCAGACAAGAUCUACAGCAACGCCGGGGAGAAGCACUUUGACAGGCUGCUGAGGAAGCUGCGUGAGCGUCUGCCUAAAGCCCGAGUUGUUGUCUGCUUCUGUGAAGGCAUGACUGUUCGGGGGCUGCUCAUGGCCAUGAGACGGCUCGGAGUAGCCGGGGAGUUCCUCCUAAUUGGCAGUGAUGGCUGGGCCGACCGAGUCGAGGUGGUGGAGGGAUACGAACAGGAGGCUGUGGGCGGCAUCACAGUGAAGCUGCAGUCUAAAGAGGUCUCCUCCUUCGAUGAAUACUUCCUGAAGCUCAAGCUCAGCACCAACACCCGCAACCCGUGGUUCCCCGAGUUCUGGCAGUACCGCUUCCAGUGCCGCCUUCCCGGACACCCGCUAGAGAACCUGAAUUAUGCACGAAACUGCACAGGUUAUGAAAGUCUGGAGGACAACUACGUUCAAGACAGCAAGAUGGGCUUCGUCAUCAAUGCCAUCUACGCCAUGGCCCACGGGCUGCAAGACAUGCACACUGUUCUCUGCCCUGGGCAUGUGGGGCUCUGUGAAAACAUGAAGCCUGUCGAUGGCAGCCACUUACUGGACUUUCUGCUCAAGACCUCCUUCACGGGUGUUUCUGGAGAGGACAUUUGGUUUGAUGAGAAUGGCGACUCACCCGGGAGGUACGAGAUUAAGAACUUCCAGCAAGUGGAGCCUGGUGUUUAUGACUACAUCAACAUUGGCUCCUGGCAUGAGGGUCUUCUCAGUCUGGAUGAUGAACUGAUGCAUAUGAACCGCAGUGACGUGGUCCGCUCUGUCUGCAGUGAGCCCUGCUCUAAAGGAGAGAUCAAGGUGAUCAGGAAGGGAGAAGUGAGCUGCUGCUGGAUCUGCACUGAUUGUAAGGACAACGAGAUCGUCCAGGACGAGUUCACAUGUAAGGCCUGUGAGCUGGGUUGGUGGCCAGAUGAAGAACUGGAAGGCUGUGAGCAAAUUCCUCUGCGCUACCUGGAGUGGAGCAAUCCAGAGUCCAUUAUCCAGGUGGUUUUUGCCUGUCUGGGCAUCCUGGUCACGUCAUUUGUUGCCUUCAUCUUUGUCUUAUAUCGUGACACGCCUGUGGUCAAAUCCUCCAGCCGUGAGCUCUGCUACAUCAUCCUCGCAGGGAUCUUCUUGGGCUAUCUGUGUCCCUUCACCCUUAUCGCCCGUCCCACCGUGGCCUCCUGCUACCUCCAGAGGCUGCUUGUUGGACUCUCAGCUGCCAUGUGCUACUCCGCCCUGGUAACCAAAACUAACCGCAUUGCCCGUAUUCUGGCGGGCAGCAAGAAGAAGAUUUGCACCAGGAAACCGAGAUUCAUGAGCGCUUGGGCUCAAGUGGUCAUUGCCUCCAUCCUGAUCAGUGUCCAGCUCACCUUGGAGAUUACCCUCAUCAUCUUGGAGCCUCCUGAACCCAUCAAAUCCUACCCCAGCAUCAAAGAAGUUUUCCUCAUCUGCAACACCAGCAACGUGGGUGUCGUGGCCCCUCUCGGCUACAACGGCUUGCUCAUCAUGAGCUGCACCUAUUAUGCCUUCAAGACCCGCAACGUUCCUGCAAAUUUCAACGAAGCCAAAUACAUCGCCUUCACCAUGUACACCACGUGUAUAAUAUGGCUGGCGUUCGUGCCAAUCUACUUUGGCAGCAACUACAAGAUUAUCACCACGUCUUUCUCUGUAAGCCUCAGUGUGACUGUAGCUUUGGGUUGUAUGUUCACCCCAAAGAUGUACAUCAUCAUUGCUAAACCUGAGCGGAACGUGCGCAGUGCGUUCACCACCUCCGACGCUGUGCGCAUGCACGUCGGCGAUGGCAAAAUUGCCUGCCGAAGCAACAGCCUGCUCAACAUGUUCAAGAGGAAGAAGAACACUGGAAACGGCAGUUCUAAUGGAAAGUCUGUGUCAUGGUCUGAACCAGGUGCAAGACAUCCUCCAAAAGGGGAUCACACGUGGCACAGACUGUCAGUGCACGUGAAGAGACAGGAAGCAGGUUCCAAUCAGAUGGCUGUCAUCAAACCCUUAACUAAUACCUACCAAAGCCGAGGCCUGGACUUCUCAGACCUCAGCACUAAGACUUUGUACAAUGUGGCUGAGGAGGACGAGAAUGACCCAAUCAUAUACAAUCCCCCCAUCACUCCGCCAAUGGUGACCCACAGACACAUUCCUGCCUGUGGGCUUAUAAAAGACGUGGAGGAGGUGAAGCUCUACAAACCUCAGCAUCUGCAGCCAAAUUGCAUUAUCCCCCAACACGUCGUCAUGGACCACCUACAGGGGAAUGUGACGGUUGGUAAAUUCAACAGUGACACCCCUGAUCCUAAUGAUAUGAUUAGCAUGCCCGAGGCGGUGAGCGGCGGCAUGCCCGUAUACCACCAGGCCCACCUGAUCCAGCAGGAGCAGGUCCUGCCUCUGCACAUGGACCUGUUUGAUGAGGAGCCCUCCCCCCCUUUAGAGGACGAGGAGAUGGAGAAUGAGCAGUUUGGCCUUCUCCAAGGCUACAUGUACAACAACGCCCAGAUUCAUGACGAGGACGUUGUUGAGGUCAAAUUAGCCCUGGAAAACUCUCUGGCUCUAAUGCCUCCGUCCCCUUUCCGAGAUUGCGCUGCUCCUCCAGUUAGCCCCUACCCCAAUUCGCCGGUGUCCGAGUCGAUUUUGUGCAGUCCUACAAAUGUGACAUAUGCCUCCGUCAUCCUCAAAGACUUCAAGCAAAGCUCCUCAACUCUGUGAGGGUGCACACUAAAUAUUACCAGUUGUUGUACUAUAUU
Perca flavescens (yellow perch) is the source of this 8569-nucleotide messenger RNA. RefSeq names its product glutamate receptor, metabotropic 1b (gene grm1b). The transcript is spliced from 17 exons. Gene Ontology annotation, molecular function: G protein-coupled receptor activity. Bases 4785 to 8531 code for a protein of 1248 amino acids. Gene Ontology annotation, cellular component: membrane. The record is from RefSeq and is a predicted model, not a curated record. Gene Ontology annotation, biological process: G protein-coupled receptor signaling pathway. NCBI's taxonomy places the organism in Eukaryota, Metazoa, Chordata, Actinopteri, Perciformes, Percidae.